UCAGAGGCCUGUUGGUCCACGGUCGCCCAAAUCAUUUUGGCCAAUCAGAACACUGAUCUUGAAUCAGGGGAGAGGAUAGGCUAUAGUAAGUGGUGGUGAUCUCCCUUUCUGAUUUGAACUUGUUUAACAAGGGUUUUCAGAGAGUUCAGAGAAUUUUAUUCUCGACAGUAUUUUAUACUGACCAAAGCUUACAUACAAUAAAACAGCUGUUGUUGACCAGAGACUACGUUGCAGUUUAAGAGAACCGCGUUGCGUGACAUUUAAUCGUUUGAAAGUGCUCGUUUAGAAUUUGUAAUUUGAUUCCGCGACGUUACCUAUUUAAAAACUGAACGUUGUUAAACUUGUUUGGAAAUCCAGGUUCGGAUUGUAUUUGAAUUCGAGCGUUUGUUUGUUGUCGUGUUGUAUUUUGAGUUUUUAAACUUCCCCAGGGUUCGUGGAACGAUGUCCUUUGCCGGGAAGCCUUUAAAGUUUUGUUUAUUCUGUUUCAGGUGAAGAACAUGUCUGGUGCAGCAGCAAUCACUGCAAUGUUUGUGUUCUUAUAGCCGGGGAUUCCAAUGUAAAUCGUUUGAAGUCUGCGUGUCCUCCAAAUGCAAGGAUUGACUUUCUGCCCGUAUCUGGUGCAAAGUAUGUGUCUGACCGGAAGGGCUUUAGAAAGCUGCUGCAUCAAGAGCUGAUGUCAGGUUGUUACGACAUACUGUACCUGCAUCUUGGCUCUAACGAUGUUUGCUGCAAGGAUAGCGAUUUUUACCGUUGUGUGACAGAGAUCCUUGAUGUUGUAUUCAGUGUGUGCACUGAAAUACACGUGGUGCUUUGCGAGAUUCUUCCACGUGAUUUUGAUGUGAGAAUGUUUCCCCGAUGGCCACUCUCAGGGGCACAGUUGAGGAACUACUGCCAGUGGAUAAGGAGCGCAAACAGCAUGCUGUGGGAACUGAGUCACCAUGUGCCUUCUGUGAGAUACAUGGACUAUGAAGCAACUAAACAGAAGUCCCUGUACUUGUCCCAUGAUGGACUACAUCUGAGUGCUGAAGGGGCUUGGAGGUGUUUAGCAUCCAUACAGGACGACCUGCCAAACCAGCUGUGUGUGGAGGCUGCUGUUCAAGAUCCUACAGAAUGGCCAGCUCUCUCAGCCACGGAAGUAUCGGUUCAGGAGCAUGACAGCACCAUAGCACUCUUUUCGGAUAUUGUGCAGACUGGAGCUCAACCAGAGAUUCAAGACAAGGUGGAUGCAAGUGAAGUACCAGUUCCCAGGGACAUUAAGCUUCAGACACAUAAAAUAACGGUUGUCACAGCCAGAGCUAAGAGGUCUGCAACCAGAAAUACCAAAAGAUAUGGAAAGAAGGUCAUGCUGCAGUGGAUUUGUUUACCUUGACAUUACUGAAGAUGUGGCUGUUUUCCUGCCUGCAUACAAGUUGAUUGGCUUAUGCUUGAAACGCAAGAAGAUGGAAGUCAAGACUAGUAAGGUUAAAAGGGAGAAACCUACCAUGACGAAAAAGAAGAACAACAGGUAAAUCAAUGACAGAAAGUAUUCCUUAUAAAAUAGUCGAGCAGUAUUCUUUCUUGUCAGAUAAACAAAACUUGUUCAAGAAGAUCCUUUAAAACACACAUUCAUCCUUUCAUGUAUGGUCAUUUAGAUGUUCUACAAAUACAGUAAAACCAAGCUUUAAAGACGACACAAAGGACCUUAUAAAAUUAGUCUAAAUAGUUGGUAUUCUUACAAUUCAGGUAUAAUUGAUUAUCACCAAUAACCUGUUAAGCCGGGUUUUGGUGUAUGUAAGUCUUCCAUGUGCAAGCUUUUCAGAACCAAUCCUGGGCCUGUAUUGAAUUCAUUAUAAUGUAAAGAUGUUCUAAAGUAUGAACCAAUUGUGGUACAUGUUUUUGUUUUGUUUCAAUUUCCAUGAGUUUUUCACAAAUAUUACUUAGAUGCGAUUUUAGAAUCCUCAGGCUGAGUGGUAUUUUUUAGGUCCCUUGCUACAAUUGCCCAAACUGCAGGGUGUGCUGUUCAUCUGAAGAUGCCCUGCUCGACUAUUUUAUAAGGAAGCAUUCAUCCUGGAAAGUUGAUAGGCCUGACACACUUUACAAUCAGGUUUUUAAAUGGAACACAUAUUGUUGUAUAGCUUUAUGUUAUGUAAAUAUACUCUAUGAUUUUGAAUGAAAAAAUAUAAUACGUCAGAACCAGUUUUGAAAAAAAGAAAGACCAUAAAGCAUUUAAAGCCAAUAAAUAUUUGUAGAUCAGAAUUAGAGAAAAGAGUUGGCAUUUCUAAUAAAGACACUGAAACGGAUAUUUCUGAGCAUUUCGGAAACCUGUCAAUAUUUAAAAACUACUGUUGUUCCCUUCUAGACCAUGGCACUUUAGUUAUACAAAUGCAUGAUGACAGUGGCAAUCUAGUUUGUUGCCUUAAUGAUUACUGUGAAAUGGAUGGUUCAUUUAAAGCAAAUGAUUUUAUUUUCACUACUAGGUUUUGUCAAGAAACUGGUGACUAUCUUGACUGCACAUGUAAAAUAUACAAAACUCUGCUUAAUGUGAAGGAAUUUAAUAUUAGGAACGAAGAAUUUAUAAUUUUAGACUCUUCAGGAGAUAACUGUGUAACUUGCAUGCAUUGUAAGUUUGUUAAAUUGCAUGUAUUACCUUGUUUAGCACCGGACCAUGUACAGUGUCCAGAAUCAUUGUCAAGAAUCCAACACUUUGUUCAAAAGGCUUUGUGUUUUAACAAUCAGAAAUAGUUGAAAUAUCUAGAAAACCAGAAAUUAGAAAAUAUUCUGUUCUUAUAGAAGGUGACGAGUAUCCAGCUUUUGUUCAUUUUAGCAUGAACAAAAGGCUUGGUAAAUGCACUGUGUCAUGCACUGCUGGUAGAUGCCGUUCUCAAAAGAGUUAUAUUAAGAGAAAUAUAAGUACUUUACUAAAUUCGAAGGUUUGUAGGCACUUAAACUUAUUUAAAUCAUAUACUCACAUGUGGGAAGAUUUAAUUCAUACAACUAAUGAUAACAAUGAUGAUGAAGAACAGCAGUUAUUUGAUGACAAUAUUGAUGAUGAAAUGCCUGUUUCGGUUACAUUAAGUACUGCUGCAUACAAUAACUUCAAUGAGGAAUCUGGACUUUGGAAUUUUAAGUGUAGAAGUAAACAUUCUACCAGACUUAAAGACACUAAUGAGUUAAGGAAAAAUAUCAUAAAACGUGAUCAGUGGAAUGAUUCUAAUCUUGUUAGAUGUUCAGAUGGCUGCCUAAAAGGACCUGUAUUAUUUCCAGAUAUUCCAGACAAUACCUGUCCCUGUGGAAGCGGUUGGCUCAAGCGCGAAGAUGACGAUAAUUACAGUGAAAAUGAACUGACCAUACACGAAAGACAAAGGACAUUAACUAUUUACACAAAUUUUGCACCUGUAAAAUGUGACAUUCAUAUACGUGAAUGCUAUAAUUCAAUUAGUAAGCCAUGCAGAAUUCUUUGGGAUGAAGGGGACUUAGAUUGUAUACAUGUAUUAAGUAGGGAUACAGCAGCAGGAGAUGAAAUAGGGUGGGAAUUUGUAUCUAUGGUUAUGAAUUCUAGUUGCACUUUUUCCUCUUACUGCCAGUUUAAAAAUGAGAUGUAUAAAACUCGCCACAAUAAGGCUAGGUUUAUGGAUCAAACAGUUUUUUAAAAUUUUUGGUUCAGUUGGGCUUCAAACAUGAAAAUAGAUUUCCGUAUACCCUGUGGUGUAUGUGGUUAUGGUCCUAAGAGAUUGUGCUGUGAUGGUACAAAAGUAGGGGUUGGAUUUCGGAAUUCAAAUUAUGAGGAAAUUACAGAAACAAACCGGGUUGGGCAUUAAUAAUACGCUGCAUCGUAGAAUGGAUAGAUGUUUUUUGAAAAAUUUGAAUGGAAUAGACAAACAAGAAAUGAUAAACUUCGAACUACUUUAGAUUACAUUGCUCGGAAAGAACUGAAUGAAAUUAAAGAGAAUGAAAUUAUUCCAGAGAGGGAUUUAUUGGACCGUAUCGAGUUGUUAAAACAAGCACUGCCCUCUGAAGUUUUGGGUUCCUUCGAAAGAUUUUAUCAAAUGAGUGAUAAUGAACGAGUUGCAUAUUCAAAUGUUUUAAAAAUGCUAGCCACAACAGCGUCCAUUACAAGCCUGGUACCCCCUGCAUAUUGUUACAAAAUUCAACUAUUAUUAAAUACCCCCAAUAUUGAAAAUGAUCGAUUUAAUAGUAUUGUUAAUGAAACUCGUUCGUUUGCACCUGAACUAAGAGAUUUAAUUUGCGAGUCUUUAAUAAGUAACAAUGAAAUAUUGCCUGAUGACAUUGGAUUAUUUUUGCAAUAUCUAAUUAAUAAAUCAAUGUCAUUGCAAGUUACUGAACCAGAACCACCUGUACCUCAACUGGGCACAUACAAUCCUGAAAAGUUUGGAAGGGCCUAUUAUUUUAAUGAAUCUGGGUUAAAGUUAAGAAGUGUAAGAAAGUUAUCCAUUGACAAUGAUAGCUUUGUUAAAAGAAAUAUAGACCAUGACGAUACGACUUUAGAAUUUGAAAAAUGUCAAAAGCUUUAUUCUAAAGUUCAAACUUCUGCUCGAGGAACAUUAACAUUAUUUCUUUGGUUCUGUGCAGACCAUGGUCAUUGCUAUGGUUUUCACAUGACUGGGGCAGAAGGAAGAUCGCUCUAUAGCUAUUUAGAAACCCCUCCACAAGACGUGUUUUAUGACUUUGCAUGUAAUUUACAAGAAUAUUUAAACAGAGAAAGUGGAUACUAUAAAAAUGUACGUUUUUUUCAUGACAUUUUCCAUGGCUACUCCCACAAAUGUUCUAGUGCUUUUACAGCUAGCAGACUUCAAGGCUUUGAAUCUGUAAAUUCUGAAAUAUGUGAACAAUUCAACAGCUUUAUACAGCGCAUUAAAAGGUCGGCCCGUCAGAUGUCACAGUCACACUUUUGCUUUUACCUACAAUUCUUUUUAAAUGAAUGGAAUAAGAAGAAAAAGUUAUCAUAUGAAAAAAAGAUAAGAAUUGCUUUAGCUGGGUUAGUUUAAUGUGAUACUUAAAUGAUCUAUAAUUUUAAGUUCAUCUCAACUUUUAAUACUUACUAUUGCAUCUUUUGAUGCUUUUUUUCUAUUUAAAGACUGAGCGAGUAAACACAUACUAUGUAUUAUUAUGCAAUAAUUGUUUUGUGUUUAUAUCUCAACUGAGCAUAAAGUGCUCAGGGUGAGCUAUUGUGAAUGGUCUUGGUCCGUCAUGGGUCAACAUUUUUUACUUAAACAACAUCUAACCUCUGUGCCAACCUUAAUGAAACAUGGCACGAGUUUUCUUGCAUGAACCUCUAUCAAAGUUGUUAAAUAAAAUGCAUUCCAUGCAUAAAUCUGGUUGAGAUGGCAACCAAAAGGAAAGCUUAUAUAUUUGGCAUAAAACAUCGUCUGGUUGACCUCCUCCGUAAAUUUCAAAAGAUGCUAUACCCAACUCACAGGCAAAUUUGUCCUUAUUUGCUCAUAGUGAACACUUCUUUUAAAGGGCCAGGAAGAGAGUUCAAGUUUAUAGACAAAAGCAACAGUCAGAUGAGCGAUAUAGUGUCAUCAUGGCACCUUUAUAGUUGAAUCAUUUAUGAAAAAUUGUCAAUGAUAUGUUCUGUGACUUGUAUGAUUUGCAGUAUUCAUUUCGCUGUCUUCAUGCACCUUAUAAAAGCCAUUUUAUUAUCAGUGUUCCUGAUUCUGUCGUAGCAUUUAUUCUUGAAAUUCGUUGUUUUUCAUAUUUUUCCUAAUUGUUAUGCUCCCCGAAAUAAAAUUUCGGCGGAGCAUAUAGCUGCCAGUUUGUUUUUCCUUACUAGUUUCCCAUAGCACCUUCAAUAUUUUACCGAUCUCUUUCAUAUUUGGCAUGUAGGUACCUUGCAUGGACCUUUACCUUUUGAUGAGGUCACUGGGGUCAAUGUCACCGAGGCUAAUAAUAGAUUUUUUUAGGUGGUUAUUAACACAUAGAUUGACAUAGCGCAUCAUCGGGGAGCAUCCAUCAGUUUCACUGAUAUUCUUGUUGUAUGUUAUAUACGUGAUCAUAGAUACUGUAAAUUUUGUCUUAUGCGACAUGUUUAUAAUGUAGAAGAUGAGUACCCUGUGUUUAUGCAGUGCCCAUUGUAUAACACAGAUAUGGUUUGUUUAUUCCGCAGUGGUUGAAUGAAAUGGAAACUGUU
Dreissena polymorpha is the source of this 6130-nucleotide messenger RNA. RefSeq lists its product as uncharacterized. The record is from RefSeq and is a predicted model, not a curated record. The transcript is spliced from 9 exons. The coding region runs from base 674 to 1369 and encodes 231 amino acids. NCBI's taxonomy places the organism in Eukaryota, Metazoa, Mollusca, Bivalvia, Myida, Dreissenidae.